This is a messenger RNA of Xenia sp. Carnegie-2017, 1264 nucleotides long. RefSeq names its product microcephalin-like. The record is from RefSeq and is a predicted model, not a curated record. The transcript has 8 exons. NCBI's taxonomy places the organism in Eukaryota, Metazoa, Cnidaria, Anthozoa, Malacalcyonacea, Xeniidae. Gene Ontology annotation, biological process: mitotic cell cycle. Bases 134 to 1048 code for a protein of 304 amino acids.
CAGUGGGCAUGUUCGAGGCCUCCACCGGGAUUUUCGAAUACAACCAACAUUCAACAAACAUAACAUUUUUGUAACAUUGCGGGAGCUCAAACGGCUGAAAGACGUUUGUAUUUCUAUAUUAUGAGGUACACUCAUGUUUUAUGUCAUGAGUGCAAAAAAAAGACGUCACGGAUCCCUGAAGAACGACGACAAUAUUUUGGCAUCACCCUUAUUGGCGAACUUCAGCAAUAGUUUUGUCGAGAACAUUAUGUCAAAUGAUGAAAAUAGUGGCGAUGAAGAACCAUUAACUUUAGUUCAAUCUUUACGAUUGAGAAUGGACGAAAUGGAACGCGAAUCAGCUGAAAGACAGAAAACAAUCGAAGAUCUACCUUGCAUGAAAAGACGUAAAUUAAGUAAGAAAAAAAGGCAAAUCAAUAAGAUUUUGCAAGAAGCCGCCACAACUGACGAUGAAAACGUUCAAUCGUAUAAAAGAAAGAAAAAAGAACCCAUAUUCAUGGUGAUCACUGGAGUGUCUAAGAGCACACGAGAAACCAUCUUGGCUGUUGUUGAUCAAUUGGGUGAAUGUAAAAUUCAGACAGAAGUUGAUUCGGAUACAACGCAUGUUGUUUCAUCAGGAAAACAUAGAACAAUGAAUAUUAUGAGGACAAUAUUGUCAGGAUGCUGGCUGCUGUCUAUUGAUUGGGCUUUGAAAUCAUCAGAAAAAGGGUUUUGGUUAGAUGAAGAAGCAUUUGAGUUAGAUGCAUUUCCAGCAGCCAAGGUAUGUGUGCAGGAAAAGCCAUUCGAUAGUUCAUAUCAAUGUAAACUAUUGGAGAAAAAAGGUCCAAUAUUUGUAGCACCUUGCACAAGUCCUCCUUCAAAGGAUAUUUUGGCACUAAUUAGGCUUUCUGGUGGAACUGUAAUUGGAACUGCGAGAAGAGCAAAAAUAUGUAUCGGUCAUGUGUCAGCGAAAACUGAUGGCAUUCACGUUUCAGAGAAAUGGCUUUUAGAUUCCAUUAGUGAAUUAAAGGUUUUACCGUUUGACAACUACCAAGUUGAAGCUCUUAAAUGAAUAAAGUAUUGUUGUAAAUACUCUGUUUUUAGUUAAUUUAUUUGUAAUUAUUUAGGUAAUAUGCCAUUUAGAAAAUUAUCAUUGUAGAUUUAAUUUAUCACUUGGUGACUGUAGAAAAUGGAUGAUUUUAUUUUAUACAGCGAGGAAACUUUUUCCAUAAGGAAAUGUGGUAAAUUAUGUACUAAAUAUUUUCGCGAAUGACAUAUUCAUAAUGCA